Cloeon dipterum is the source of this 1415-nucleotide messenger RNA. Its product is annotated as acidic mammalian chitinase-like. The record is from RefSeq and is a predicted model, not a curated record. Gene Ontology annotation, cellular component: extracellular region. NCBI's taxonomy places the organism in Eukaryota, Metazoa, Arthropoda, Insecta, Ephemeroptera, Baetidae. Bases 158 to 1342 code for a protein of 394 amino acids. Gene Ontology annotation, molecular function: chitinase activity; chitin binding. The transcript is spliced from 10 exons. Gene Ontology annotation, biological process: chitin catabolic process; carbohydrate metabolic process.
CUUCUUCUGACGUCACGAACAAAAACCGACUAUACUUAUCGCUCGGGCCAGUUUGAAACAUUUCUGUGCGGACGCUCACUUUGCUUCUCAAGCUCUCGGUGAGCGGACACGUUUGCUUUUCCACCUCUCGCAAACGUGACUAAAAGAAAAUUCAGGCAUGAAGUGCUCUCUUGUGAGCGGCAUCCUACUGCUCACAGUAGUGAUAGUUCUGUCAGUCAAUGCGGUCCAGUCCAAGAAGGUUUUGAUGUGCUACUACAGCAGCUGGUCGUACUUUCGAAAUGACAAGGGACAAUUUAGUGUGUCCAACAUCGACCCACAUCUAUGCACUCACCUCAUUUACGCUUUCAUUGGAGUGAACAACGAUGGAACAGUCAGAGUGAUGGAUCCUUAUCUCGACUUAGAAGAAAAUUACGGAUUAGGAAAUUUCAAAAAGUUCAAUGAAUUGAGGAAGCAGAAUUCCGAAUUGAAAACACUGGUGGCAAUUGGUGGCUGGAAUGAAGGAUCCACCGUUUUCUCAAACGUGGUUAAAGAUGCUAAUUUGCGGUCCAAUUUUGUUAACAACCUGUACAACUUUGUCAAGAGACACGACUUCAGCGGCCUUGAUUUGGAUUGGGAGUAUCCAGCGCAAAGAGGAGGUGUCCCAGAGGACAAACAAAACUUCGUGUAUCUGGUUCAAGAGUUGAAACAGAAGUUUGCGCCUGAAGGUUUGCUUUUGACCGCAGCAGUCCACGCUGCCGUUGGAUCAGUAGCAAUUUCUUAUGAUAUACCUGAGCUUGUCAAAAACUUGGAUUUCAUAAACAUGAUGUCUUACGAUUACCAUGGAAGCUGGGACUCAACAACAGGAAUCAACUCUCCGAUGUAUCCCUCACACAUUGACUCCGAUUUAAACCUGAACAUUGAUGCUACAAUUCAAUUCUGGCUCAACAAUGGGUGCCCACCUGAAAAAUUAGUUCUUGGCGCUCCAACGUUUGGACGAACGUUUACCUUGGCCAACCAAAACAGCCCAGGGCUUGGAGCACUUGCCAAUGGUCCUGGUUUGCCUGGCCCAUACACCAUGGAAUCCGGAUUUUUGUCCUACUAUGAGAUUUGCGAGCUACAAUACCCUGGCUUGUGGAGCAUCAACUGGGCAGCUCAACAAAAGGUGCCGUUCGCCUUCAAGGGCGGUUUGUGGGUGGGUUACGAAAACCCUGAGUCCAUGAAAAUAAAGGCGGAAUAUGCAAAUACCAAUAAUUUAGGAGGUGUGCUCGCUUGGGGUCUUGAAACUGAUGACUUCCUUGGCUCUAAAGAAUGUAAUGAGGGGAAAUACCCACUCAUCACAGCCAUGAAAAAUACACUGAACUAAACCUAACUUAACUGCUAAGUAAAUUAUUACACUGGAAACAAAAUAUUCAAAUAAAUUUAUGAUUUUAUAUAUA